AUGACCUCUGCUGCUGGUCCAGCAGGUGUUACGCAGGGUGCUGGAGCGUCCCAGCAACUCUUGCAACAACCAGCAUACCCCACCCCAAUUUUUGGAACGAACCAUGGUGCUAGCGCUCCUUCGACUGUAGAUCGGCCAAGCGCCAAUCCUGUAGCCUCGCAUGGGCAGCUGGGUAUGCUCAGCGCACCUCAAGGAGCCUUCCCCAACUGGGUGCCAACUGCUGGUCUCGUCCUGACUCCCGCAUCACAGGGACCGCCAUUCAUGACACCGAACAGAAUAGAACCCCUGCAGAUGGCUGGGACUAAACCCGCCAUCCACUCGGGAGUCAUUCUGCAGCCAACUGAGCCGCAGCAGCUCGCUCAUGCAAAGGUUGGGAUCAUGUAUCUGAAACAAGUUUACUCAGCAAAACUGCCGACGAUGCAACUGCAUGAAUUGUCAGACGGCCAGCGAACGGAGUACAGUCGGCUGCUGCAACAGCUUCACGAGGUAACUCAGGACCCCGAUGUCAAACUACCAAUGUACUGGAUUGUUUUGAGAUCGGAUAAUAUGAUCCGCAACCUAGUCGCAAUCGUCUCGUUGGUGGCACAUCAAAGGGCUAGUUAUUCGACAAGAUCGAACCAAGUCAUAAUUGAUCCCUCCGGUCUAAAGAGCAUGCAUAGCUUACUACAAAGUGCUAUCAAACGUUUUAGGCAUCAGACGAUGGAAGCCGCCGCCGCACCGCAACAAGCGGAUAGUGGACUUGCAGGACUUAUCAUAAAUAGACAAUCCCCCCCACCUACCGCUCCCGAUGUCAUCCCCUCCACUCGGCCUAUCCCUCCAAUUCUCAUCCCAGACUUGACUGGGCUCAUCACCCGAUGCCACCAAGAUCCCGUUUCUGGCGGUACAUACGGAAAUAUUUACAAAUGUAUGUACCACGGGCCAGACGGCGACAUACAGGUCGCCAUCAAAGCAAUGCGACCGCAAAUGAUCAGUACCGAGGUGGUGGUAUUCGUAUUACGGAAAGAGCUCGGGAUUUGGAAGAGGUUGCAACACUCUAAUAUCUUGAAGUUAAUGGGUACUACUAGAGGCUUCGGCUCCUCCGUGGCUCUGGUUGCUCCGUGGAUAGUCAACGACACUUUGACAUCGUUCCUCAACAAGUACAACGGAACCCUCACGCUGCUUGAUCGUCUGCUUCUGCUCCGUGGCGUAGCCGCUGGCCUCAACUAUCUUCAUACGUUUAGCUUCACUGUAGACGGACACACGUACUCUAAUCCAGUCGUCCACGGAGACCUCACUGGUAACAAUGUCCUGAUCGGUAGCGAUCGAACUGCAUAUCUCACAGACUUUGGUCUUUCAGGAACUUUAACCAAAUUGCCCGGGAUGACUUACCUCGUGAAGAUGAGCUGUCGUCCAGGAGCAUUGAGGUGGACAGCUCCUGAACUUCUUUCCAAAGAAGAAUCAGCCUCUGCCAUCACCCUCAGAGCGAUAUGUAUUCCUUUGCUUACCACAUACUUCGUGCAGGUUCUGACGGGAGUCAUCCCUUGGCGUCACUUGAGAAAUGAUUUCGUAAUCUGCUCAAAAGUGACCGCAGGGGAAAUACAACCUCGUCCAGAUGACGCUUGUGUCACCGAUGGGUACUGGAAUUUUAUGACCCGUUGCUGGUCAAAGACACCUGUUGAUCGGCCUUCUGCUAAGGAAGCACUUGAAUUCUUCGAAAGCGCACUCGAUACGAUUGAGCCAGUGCUGUAA
Molecule: messenger RNA, 1728 nt
Organism: Suillus paluster
Lineage: Eukaryota; Fungi; Basidiomycota; Agaricomycetes; Boletales; Suillaceae
Product: kinase-like domain-containing protein
Exons: 8
Coding region: 1-1728 (575 amino acids)
Biological process (GO): protein phosphorylation
Molecular function (GO): protein kinase activity; ATP binding
Source: RefSeq, a predicted model, not a curated record